Molecule: messenger RNA, 1623 nt
Organism: Ochlerotatus camptorhynchus
Lineage: Eukaryota; Metazoa; Arthropoda; Insecta; Diptera; Culicidae
Product: transcription factor grauzone-like
Exons: 3
Coding region: 57-1601 (514 amino acids)
Biological process (GO): regulation of transcription by RNA polymerase II
Cellular component (GO): nucleus
Molecular function (GO): RNA polymerase II transcription regulatory region sequence-specific DNA binding; zinc ion binding; DNA-binding transcription factor activity, RNA polymerase II-specific
Source: RefSeq, a predicted model, not a curated record
AAUUACAAAAAUUCGGCAAAAAAAACCCUAAAUCCACUAUCUCCGUGUUCUGAACAAUGGCAGAAAAACUUUCAAGAAGCUGCUUCACCUGCCUGCGGGAGACGGACGAUUUCAUCCCGAUGAUGGACGAAGCGGAAGAUGUCAAGCUUCACCAGUCGAAGCCGUCGAACGAAACUUCUUCCUUCCGUAGUACAGUGGUGGCCAAGCAUUUUUGGUUCGAUCUAAACGACCUCUUCCAGGGAUUCCUAUGCGCUCGCUGCUGGUCGAAGAUCGAGGAAUUCCACCGCUUCUACUGCGACAUUGAGGAGGCUCACGAGCACAAGCUCAGUCUGCCGUUUGCCGAGGUAAAGGAGGAACUGCCGGAUGUUGAUGGGGAAGGGGAGGAGCAACAGCACGAGCAGGAGGGAUACGGGUAUUCCUUUUCCCAAGAGCUUCUAGAGAGUAAGCAAGAAGGUGAGACCACUGUGGACGGCAAGUUGGAAGAUGCGACGGUUUUCAUGGAAGAGGAACAUCUAUUCGAUGAGGACGUUGAGGAGCAAGAGGAAGCAGAUGAUACCGAAGACUGGGAUGAGGAAGAAGAAGAAGAAGAAGAGGACGAGGCUGAGGAAAAGUUAGGAAAGGCAACCAAAAUCAGGAAGCGUAGCCGUAAGAAACUGAAACUGGCAGAUAGGAUUGCUCAGGCCGAUGCGCUAAUUGCAAGUUAUUGCAAUAUGCACUGCGAUCAGUGCACGCUCACGUUCGAUUCGUUCAAUGCACUGCAGGCGCAUUCUGCAUCGGAACACCAGCGACGGGCGUACGUGUUCUGUUGUGAUCGGAGGUUUAAUACGCGAACUCGGCUAUAUGAACACGUGCAGCGCCACGCCAAUCCGGAACAGUUCCAGUGCGAUAUCUGCAAACGGAACUGCGUCGAUAGCGAAGGACUGAAGCGGCACAAGCUCAAAGUCCACACGCCGAUCGAAGAGCGACCGUUCAAAUGCGACAGAUGUUUGAAAGCAUUCGCCCAAGAAUCGGUCCUGAACAGUCACAAACGCUAUCACCAAGCACUUGAGCAGAAGGAAUUCCCCUGUGAGCAGUGUAACAAGUACUUUGGAAAUGCAGCUCUUUUGAAGCAGCACGUGAAGAAUAGCCACACCUCGACGUUCGAGUACGUAUGCGAUCACUGCGCCAAAGGUUUCAAUCAGAAGGGUCUUUUCCUGCGUCAUCUGAAGGAUCACGGUCCCAAGGGUCCGGAGGAUAAGGCUCAGUGUCCAAUCUGCUCCCAGUGGCUGCUGAAGGUAAGUUUGAACAAGCACAUUCUGCGGCACAAUUCGCCGACCUAUCGGUGCGAGACUUGCGGAAAGGAAUCGCCCAACAUACUGGCCCAUAGGAGCCACGUGCGGUUCGCCCACUCGGAUGCCCGGUUCACGUGCAACUUUUGCGGGAAGGUUUUCAAGCGAGCCCUGACGCUGAAGGAGCACAUCGCCUCGCACAGUGGGGAGGUCCUGUACACCUGUCCGCACUGCCCGAAGACGUUCAAUUCCAACGCGAACAUGCACUCGCACCGGAAAAAGAUGCACUACCAGGAGUGGCUGGAGACGAGGCGAAGGAUCAUCGUGAAAUAGAUGGGUUUUCUUGCGUGAGAAA